UCACGGUCUACGACGGUCUGUAUGUGGACGCGAUGCCGGCGAGUGAAGCAUGUUUGACACUGCUGCUGCUUCUGUCUCUCUAUUCGCACAACGUCGAGGGCGACCAGAGUUCGGAAACUUGUGCACCAGGCACUAGGUAUUGUAAGAAUGGUGGAACGUGUAUGAAAACAUCAAUCAAUCUUACUUGCAGCUGCCCAACACAAUAUACAGGUGUACGAUGUGAAUUGAAAUUGCUAGGAGAGCCGUGUGCCUCUGGAACAGUCUUUUGCAAGAAUGGUGGAACGUGUAUAACUAAUUAUGAUAGCAUCAAACAUGUGUGCAAGUGUGCAUAUGGAUAUGGUGGUGCUCGGUGUGAACAAAGCUAUUGCAACUGUAUGAACGGAGGCACUUGUAGUAAGGAAGUCAACUAUGAUAAUAUCUACUACUGCAGAUGUGCAUCAGGCUUCACAGGCAGUAGUUGUCAAACAUUAGAGAAUGAGAAGGAUGAUGGUGAAAGUGGUGGAAGCACCGGCAAAUGGGUUGGUGUGGGCAUCGGAGUUACUCUCAUUAUCGUAAUUAUUGCGGCUGUUAUUGUUGGGAUUGUACUGAUGUGGAUGAAAAGAGGCAAGUCAGUGGAGGUGGAGAAAACGGGUGGUCAACCGGAAGGAUCGUUCGGUUACAGCAAACAAGAGGACGAUGUCACUCAUAUGGGAUUCGGAACGGCGAAAGGAGGAGCAGACGCUGUCACUCAACCAGACACUUCCAAUCUUGUGUGA
Messenger RNA from Corticium candelabrum, 755 nucleotides. RefSeq names its product sushi, nidogen and EGF-like domain-containing protein 1. NCBI's taxonomy places the organism in Eukaryota, Metazoa, Porifera, Homoscleromorpha, Homosclerophorida, Plakinidae. The transcript is spliced from 10 exons. Bases 33 to 755 code for a protein of 240 amino acids. The record is from RefSeq and is a predicted model, not a curated record. Gene Ontology annotation, molecular function: Notch binding.